This is a messenger RNA of Danaus plexippus (monarch butterfly), 1875 nucleotides long. RefSeq names its product phosphoribosyl pyrophosphate synthase-associated protein 2. Gene Ontology annotation, cellular component: ribose phosphate diphosphokinase complex; cytoplasm. The transcript is spliced from 7 exons. Gene Ontology annotation, molecular function: magnesium ion binding; ribose phosphate diphosphokinase activity. Bases 182 to 1315 code for a protein of 377 amino acids. Lineage: Eukaryota; Metazoa; Arthropoda; Insecta; Lepidoptera; Nymphalidae. The record is from RefSeq and is a predicted model, not a curated record. Gene Ontology annotation, biological process: purine nucleotide biosynthetic process; 5-phosphoribose 1-diphosphate biosynthetic process.
UUAUACCUUGUACUCGUAGUGCGGUCUAGUUGUUAAAUUCAUAUGAAUCGUGUCUCUUCAAAUUGUAUGGGAUUUAUGCGUGUUUGCUUUAAUCGUUAAUAUUUUGACAAACACAAAAAAAUAACCUCAUCAAUUUAAAAGAAUACACACAGCAGUAAAUCAAGAUUGCCAUCAGGUUAUUAUGUUACUCAACAAAACCAGAUUGGUUGGCUUCACAAAUAGCUCGCGAAAGUGCAAUAUGGAGAGCAAUACCACGUCAGAUGUAGUAAUUUUAAGUGGCAAUUCCCAUCCAGAACUUGCUGACCUAAUAGCGAAUCGUUUGGGUGUACGUAAAGGAGGAUGUUCAGUUUAUCACAAGACAAACAGAGAAACAAUGGUUGAAAUUGCAGAUUCAAUCAGAGGGAAAAACAUUUAUAUAGUUCAGACAGGAACAAAGGAUGUUAACAACAAUAUCAUGGAACUAUUGAUAAUGGCUUAUGCUUGUAAGACCUCAUCGGCGAGUUCAAUAGUGGGAGUCAUUCCAUAUUUGCCGUACAGCAAACAAUGCAAAAUGAGAAAACGUGGUUGCAUCGUUACCAAACUAUUGGCUAAAAUGAUGUGCAAGUCCGGCCUCUCACAUAUAAUCACAAUGGAUUUACAUCAAAAGGAAAUACAAGGUUUCUUUGAUUGUCCUGUCGACAAUUUGAGGGCGUCUCCUUUCCUAUUACAGUACAUACAAGAGAGUAUACCCGAUUAUCGCAACUCAGUUAUAGUAGCCCGAAACCCUGGUUCGGCCAAGAAGGCGACAUCAUACUCAGAACGGCUGAGACUUGCCAUAGCAGUUAUACAUGGAGAACAAAAAGAAGCUGAGAGUGAUGAGGUGGAUGGACGGUACUCACCACCUUGCAUGCCCAGUGUGGACAGAUCUCGCACCAUGGAUGUCUCAGUAGGAGUUCCUGUGCACCCUGCCAAGGAAAAACCUCCAAUAAAUGUGGUUGGAGAUGUUGGGGGUAGAAUCGCUAUCAUGGUGGAUGACAUGAUUGAUGACGUCCAAUCAUUUGUGGCCGCCGCUGAAGUUUUAAAAGAGUGUGGAGCUUAUAAAAUAUAUGUCCUGGCAACACACGGCCUGUUGUCAUCCGAUGCACCCCGACUGAUCGAGGAUUCUCCUAUUGAUGAAGUUGUAGUCACAAACACUGUUCCUCACGAGCUGCAGAAGAUGCAGUGCAACAAAAUUAAAACAAUUGACAUAUCAGUCCUGCUGAGCGAGGCCAUUCGUCGUAUACACAAUAAGGAAUCAAUGUCCUAUCUCUUCAAAAAUGUUACUCUGGAAGAUUAAAUCACUUUUAUGUUUUGUUUUACCAUGUAAAGAUAGUAUUAAAUAUAGUAUCAUAAAUAGUAAGUAUUAUUUUCUCAGUAUAUAUCUGUAUGUAUGCAUUCAUCAGGUUUUUUUUAUUUUUGUUAUGGCAAUGUUUAGGUUUACUCGUAAGAAUCAUGCACCACAUAUAUCUGGUUGUCAAAGGAACAAAUUAGUGGAUAUGCCGUGUAGGAAAAAUUGGGAUUACUUAAUUUUUAUAAUAAUUGUAUCUAAGAAAUAUGCUCUCAUAAGCAUACUCAAACACCACAACCUUCGUUAGACCACUAUAACAUUACAGCUGCUUUUUGUUAUUAAAGACUUAAUUUUAUUUGAUUAUUUAAUCGAUCUGCCGGCGACUGAGAAUGUACUGUGAUUUUGUAUCUUGUGAAUGAUGUGAUUCAAAAUUAUUAAUGCCAAGUCCAAAGCUUUUAUGAUAAAAAUGAUUUAAAGUAACUUAAUAGAUAUUGUAUAAAAAUUAGACUUAGAUCUUGAAUAUAUCAUUGUUAAAUAUGUAAACGAUUUCAUUAAAUAUUUUUGUGGUC